This is a messenger RNA of Lolium perenne, 868 nucleotides long. RefSeq names its product polyubiquitin 11. Lineage: Eukaryota; Viridiplantae; Streptophyta; Magnoliopsida; Poales; Poaceae. Gene Ontology annotation, molecular function: protein binding. The record is from RefSeq and is a predicted model, not a curated record.
AUCUCCCUGCACUCCACAUCUCCACGGCGGAAGAAAUAACACCCAUUGAUCCGUAACAUCAUCGUCGCCUUCAAGGUGCGUACAAAGCUGUCAGAAUGCAACUAUUUGUGAAGAGCCCCACCGGCAGGACAAUCUGCCUCAAGGUCCACCCAUCAGAUACACUCUAUACUGUCAAGGCAAAGAUUCAGGAACAACACUGCCUUUUCUUUGAUGGAGUGCAGCUAGAGGACAACCUUACACUGGCUGAUUAUGGCAUCCAGCAUAAGUCCACGCUUGACCUCCAAGAAAGUAUGCAAAUCUAUGUAAUGGAGACCCUAGCAGGCAGGACCAUCACUCUUCAGGUUGAUAGCUUAGAUACCAUUGACGAGGUGAAGUCCAAGAUCCAGGCUAACGAGGGCUUUCCCAAGGGUCGGCAGUGCCUCAUCUUUGCCAACAAGCAGCUGGAGGACGACAGCACCUUGGCAGACCUCAACAUUUGGAAGGAGUCCACUCUCCUCCUCGUCCUCCACCCUGCCAAUACAGGAGGUACGAUGCCCAUCUUCGUGAGCACCACGGAAGGAAAGAGACUCCGUCUUCAGGUUGACAGCUCAGAUACCAUCGACGAUAUCAAGGUGAAGAUCUAUGAGGCGGACGGCACUCGCCCGAUACAACAACGCAUCAUCUAUAAUGGCAAGCGGAUGAGGGACGAGUGCACCCUUGCAGACUACGACGUUCAGAAGGAAGAUACUCUACAUGUGGUCCCCUGCCUUUGUGGUUGCUGAGAUCAGUGAGAUGAAUUUCAUUCGACGAGCCUUCUUUCUUCCAGUAGUCUUAUUUCUAGUGGAUUUAUCACUAAAACUAUUGUUGCAGUCGUUCUUUCCUGGCAGAU